AUGCCGGAGCCCGACAAACAAACCAGCGCAGUGCUGAAGCUUGUUCAGAUCCCUCGCGAAGGCGUCCUAUGCAUUUCCCAGAACCUCUUCCAUCGACUGAUGACCGCAAUGCAGGUCGAUCCCUACUUUCUGUAUCUCAUUAGUCACGACUACGAUGGCUUCCAUUACUCAAAAGGACCGAACAAUCUACUGUCUGCUUUCAUCGGCACUGCGACGUACGGCCUGGUCUGGACAUCCCAAUGGCAACGAGCAUCCACGUCGACCAUCGCCCUCUUCCUCCCCCGGCAGACCGAUCCGUUCUCUCGAUUCAAUGCCGUUCUGCAGAUCUUCAAGAACCUGAUCCACACCCCGUGUCUCCUUGCAUUUGUGUCCACGGUGUAUAAUCUGCAAGCCUUUGACGAGGAGACCAAGGCGCGAGAAUACGCCCGAAUCCGGUCUGUCGAGAAGAGCACCGGCUACGGUCCAAAUCCACCCGAGGCCGUUUCGCGUUUCAGCGUGGACGAAUUGACAUUAUGGUCCCAGACUACGGGAGAAAUACAGGGAAACAUCACUAACAAGCUGCGCCAUAUUAACACAUCCAGGACGCUUCUGGACUUUGUUAGUGACGAAUGUCAACUGCUAGAGAUAAGCGUAGAUGUUCACCACCCGCAGUGCCGGGAUGGCACGAGGCGGCUUGCGGAGACGAUCCCUAUGUUAAAGCGACAAAUGGAUGCCUAUGAGGCAUAUCUGCGAUAUCUUGGAAACAGAGCAGAGAAGCUCUCGUCCGUGUUAAUCGCCUUGUUGGGUCAUGCGGAUGCUGAGAUCAACCUGGAGAUGGCGGUCUCUAUGAAAAACGAUAGCGUGUCGAUGAAAACCGUUGCCAUCAUGACUAUGGCCUUUCUCCCUGCAACAUUCUUUGCUGCUCUUUUUGCCGUGCCUUCGCUGCAGUGGGAUCAUGAGGACGUGAUCCAGAGCAAUUUCUGGGUUUACUGGGCGUUUACUCUUCCUACGACGGCGGCGGUGUUCUUGAUUUGGCUGAGUGUCACAACCUAUCGGUCGAUUCUCAGGCAAUGGGCCAAAUGGGCUUUCCCUAGUCUGGAAGAGAAAUCCCCAGAGUCCUGA
This is a messenger RNA of Aspergillus terreus NIH2624, 1101 nucleotides long. RefSeq lists its product as uncharacterized. NCBI's taxonomy places the organism in Eukaryota, Fungi, Ascomycota, Eurotiomycetes, Eurotiales, Aspergillaceae. The coding region runs from base 1 to 1101 and encodes 366 amino acids. The record is from RefSeq and is a predicted model, not a curated record. The transcript is spliced from 2 exons.